Kwoniella botswanensis is the source of this 546-nucleotide messenger RNA. RefSeq lists its product as uncharacterized. The transcript is spliced from 6 exons. Gene Ontology annotation, molecular function: glutathione peroxidase activity. Gene Ontology annotation, biological process: cellular response to oxidative stress. The record is from RefSeq and is a predicted model, not a curated record. Bases 1 to 546 code for a protein of 181 amino acids. NCBI's taxonomy places the organism in Eukaryota, Fungi, Basidiomycota, Tremellomycetes, Tremellales, Cryptococcaceae.
AUGAGUCUCCUCGCCAAAUUAGGUUACGAAUCGAUCCCUUCUGAGGUUGCCAAGAAGAGUUUCUACGACCUGAAAGCUACUUUACCUGGAAGUAAAGGUGAACUGGACUUUGCAACUUUGAAAGGAAAGGUUGUAUUGAUAGUGAACACAGCAUCCAAAUGUGGAUUCACAUAUCAAUACGACGGCCUGGAGGAACUGUAUAAAUCAUACCAUGAUAAAGGCUUAGAAGUACUGGGUUUCCCUUCCAACGAAUUUGGGGGCCAAGAACCUGGUACCGAUGAUGAUAUCUCUUCAUUCUGUACUCUUAACCACGGUGUUACCUUCCCUCUGAUGAAGAAAUCCGAAGUAAACGGUAAAAACAUGAACGAAGUGUUUGCAUGGUUGAAAUCCCAGAAAGGUGAAGGUGUAGGUGGUAUAGCAGGAACAACUGCUAUCAAGUGGAACUUUACCAAAUUCCUCGUUGAUAAGCAAGGUAAAGUAGUAGGAAGGUAUGGUUCAUCCACUAAACCUGAGAAAUUGAAGGAGGAGAUUGAAAGGUUGCUAUAA